Cucumis melo (muskmelon) is the source of this 703-nucleotide messenger RNA. RefSeq names its product MLP-like protein 328. Lineage: Eukaryota; Viridiplantae; Streptophyta; Magnoliopsida; Cucurbitales; Cucurbitaceae. The record is from RefSeq and is a predicted model, not a curated record. The transcript is spliced from 2 exons. The coding region runs from base 98 to 556 and encodes 152 amino acids. Gene Ontology annotation, biological process: defense response.
AAAAACAAUAAAUGAAAGUAAAUAAUGACAAGGCUAUAUAAAAAGGGAAGUAGGAUUGAGCAUUGUUGUUUGUGGUAAAUAAGAGAAUUGUAAAGCCAUGUCCCUUCAAGGAAAACUUGAGAGUGAAAUAGAAAUAAACACACCUCCCCACAGAUUUUACAAACUCUUCAAAGAAGAAAUUUUCGAAAUUCCAAAAGCUUGUCCAAAGUUAGUCCAAAAAAUUAACAUUCAUGGUGGGGAUUGGAGCAAACAUGGUCACGGUUCCAUCAAGACUUGGUAUUACACUAUAGACGAAAAAGCUGAAGUUUUCAAGGAACGAGUGGAACUCGAUGACAAGAACCUAGUGAUCAAAUUAAUUGGAUUGGAAGGAGACUUGUUUGAGCAUUAUAAAACCUUCAAUGAGACAUAUAAAGUUGUGAAAAAGGGACCUGGUCAGUGUGCGAUAAUUCUUACCUUAGACUAUGAGAAACUGCACGAUGGUCCUCCGUACCCUCAAAAGUACUAUGAUGCUAUGAUUAAGCUUGUCAAGAGCGUCGAAUCACAUCUUAAAAAGUAAUGUUUUCUUACGCACCCGCGAGGCUUUAUGAUACAUGAAUAAGUAUGUUAUGCUAGAGUUGAUCCUCUAAGAUUCCGAGGAUUUUGUGAAAAUAAAUAAAUGUUAUAUCUACAUGUAAAAUGGAUGAGAAACUCAUAUAUUAUGCUC